This is a messenger RNA of Beauveria bassiana ARSEF 2860, 2112 nucleotides long. Its product is annotated as RNA recognition domain-containing protein. Bases 1 to 2112 code for a protein of 703 amino acids. The record is from RefSeq and is a predicted model, not a curated record. Gene Ontology annotation, cellular component: nucleus. NCBI's taxonomy places the organism in Eukaryota, Fungi, Ascomycota, Sordariomycetes, Hypocreales, Cordycipitaceae. Gene Ontology annotation, molecular function: RNA binding; metal ion binding. Gene Ontology annotation, biological process: mRNA processing. The transcript is spliced from 5 exons.
AUGCUGUUUCCCGAGGAGGAUGCGCCGCAGCUCAAGACCUGGAUAGUCAAGCGCAUCGAGAACACAUCCGAUGCCGACUCCGACGUUCUAGCAGACUAUGUCAUUGCUCUUUUAAAGCAUGAUGGCGACCAAGCUGCUAUUCGCAAACUCUGCGAGGAGGAAAUUCCAGAUUUCCUGACGGAAGACUCAAAGGCCUUUGUCGAUGAUGUCUUUCAAGCCAUUGCAGAUAAAUCCUACAUGCCCGGUGCAACCCCGGCGCCCAAGUUGCCCUCCGCAAGCAAUUCCCAAACUCCUGCAAAUCUGCCACCGAGACCCUCAAAUUCGAGAAAACGCGGAUUCGACGACGGCAGGGACGAGCACAACUACAACAGUUAUUCACGACACGGCGAGCGAGCUCAUAAGCAGCUUCGACGGGGAGGGCGUCGUAACGACAACUACAGUGGCUUCGCACCACCAAUAGGUAUGGGUACAGGUCUGCCACCUUUCGACACGAGCAAUCCAAUGGAGGCGUUCUUGAGAAUGCAUACUAUGAGUAUGCCAUUCCCUGGCAUGCCAGACUACAGCGGCCAUGGACCCGAUACCAGACAGCGCAAGCGCGGACGAUGCAGAGACUUUGAUAGCAAAGGCUACUGCUCGCGCGGAAGCACCUGUCUGUACGACCAUGGGCAAGAAACAGAUGUGUUCGGAGACUUUAACUUCGGCGAUGGAUUCAUGGAUAUGGCACAUAUGAUGUCCCGUGGACCACAGUUCAUGGGUGAUGCGCCUCGUGGCGGGCGAGCAGGGCGAGCCGGGAAGAAGAACCGAGGAGGUAAGAACUCCUCCCGAGGCUCGAGGGCAGCCUUUUCCGCAGAAGGGCCUGUACAGGAUCGGUCAAAAUCGACAAUCGUGGUUGAGAACAUCCCCGAGGAAUGCCUUUCCGAAGAGCGAGUCCGCGACUUUUUUGCGCAAUUCGGCAAUAUCCAACAAGUGACGAUGCAAACCCACAAACAUCUCGCCAUUGUCAAAUACAAUAGCUGGGAUGAAGCCAGCGCAGCUUACAAGUCCCCCAAAGUUAUAUUCAACAACCGAUUCGUCAAAGUCUUCUGGUAUAAGGACGAGAUCAAAGGUCCAAACGUACGUGGCACAAAAUUCGGGGCUAGUGGACUCGAAGAUGGCUCGAAUGGCGGAGACGACGUUGGCCCAGCACCGGAGCUUGAUGCAGAAGAAUUUCAAAGGAGGCAAGAAGAAGCACAAAGGUCACAUGAAGAGAAGGAAAGCAAGCGCUCUGAGCUCGAAUUGAAGCGCCAAGAACUCGAGAAACAACAGCAGGAGCUACUAGCGAAGCAUCGUGCCGAGACGGAAAGGUUGCAGGCAAAACUAUAUGCCAAAUCGAGCAGCGGCAACGGCGGCGGCACAACCGAUGAAAACGGCCCGCCGACUGGAUCGACAGACAUGCUGCGGGCGAAACUCGCGCUCCUCGAGCAAGAAGCCAAGAUCCUGGGCAUCGAUCCCGAAAACCCAGACACCGAGGAGGGCAGCUUAGGAGGUUUUCGUGGUGGCUACAGAGGGAGAGUCUAUCGUGGCCGAGGUUCAUUUGCCAGAGGUGGUUUUGCACCGCGCGGUCGAGGGUCUUUCAGAGGCAGCGGAGAACGGCAUGCUGCCUAUGCGCAGUUCUCCAUAGACAACAGGCCCAAGAAGGUUGCUAUUGCCGGGGUUGAUUUUACGUCUACGGAGAAGGACGAGGCAUUACGCCAUUUCCUCAUUAGCAAUGGCGACUUUGAAUCUGUCGAGAGCGGUGCUGAAAAGACAAUGGUGUCGUUCCCCGACCGCAAGACGGCAGAGAAGUUCUACUUUUCCCUACAAGGCAAAGAGUUGCCGGGCAUUUCCGGCAAGUUGGAGCUGUCCUGGGUCAACACGCCACUUCCACCUGUGGGAACUGGCGGCGCAUCCUCAGCGCCAGCCGGCCCGUCGGCAAUCGGCAAGGCAGCGGCUGAAUCUGAGGACGUCGGCGAAGACUUUGGCAACAUGGAAGAUCAAGAAGGGGAAUAUGCAGGCGUAGGCAAGGCAAGGCAAGACGAGCCAAAGCGAGAGGUAAAUAUGGAUUAUGAAAUGCCUGACGAAGAGGCAUGGUAG